UAGUAAUAGAUGUAGCAAGGUACAUCUAUUGUAAAGCAGGAAGAAAACUAUGUGCAUGGUGUACGUCGUAAAAUGUCAUAUGUGCUGUAGAAAAUUGAAUGAUAAAUGUCGAUUUGAGAAGACUGACGUCGAAGCAACUUUUAAGAGGGGAAAGCAAUUAAGAAAAUUAUCUUAUAAACAUCGAGGGUUGGAUAUUAUCCGAUAAGAAUGUAUUCAAUACGGGCAAAGUUAGGAUUAUCACUUGGACGUUGUGGCAUUAAGAUGCGGUACAACUUAUUAUCACGUCGCAACGCCAGCAAAGAAGUUGUUGUAGAAUCGAAAUACGAUUUGUAUCGGCUUGAUAAAGGGCCUGAGAAAUCGACAUUAAAUAAAAAAGAUGCUAUAUAUGCACUGAAGACAAUGCACUAUAUACGUCGGAUGGAGAACAAAUCUGCAGAGCUGUACAGAGAGCGGCUCAUUAAUGGCUUCUUACAUUUAUACAUUGGUCAGGAAGCUGUAGCUGUAGGUCUGAGAAUGAGUCUAGCUGAUCAAGAUACUGUUGCUGCAUCAUACAGAUGCCACGCUUUAGCUGUUGUGUUCGAUGUCUCGAGUCGCGCGGUUUUUGCGGAACUCAUGGGUCGUAAGACAGGUGCGGCCAAAGGUAAGGGCGGCUCGAUGCAUAUGUAUGCCCCGCGGUUCUACGGUGGCGAGGGUAUCGUCGGCGGACAGGUACCUAUCGGCACCGGUAUGGCUUUGGCCCACAAGUACAAUGGCACAGGUGGCGUAGCCUUUACGUUGUAUGGCGACGGUGCAGCUUCGCAGGGUCAAAUUUAUGAAGCUUGGAACAUGGCGAAGCUCUGGAAUCUACCGGCAGUCUACAUCUGCGAAAAUAAUAAAUAUGGUAUGGGUACGGCCGUGCAUCGACAUUCCGCCAACACUCGGCUUUAUACGCGCGGAGAUCUCAUACCAGGAAUAAGAGUUGAUGGGAUGAAACUCAUGGAUGUACGAGAAGCUGUACGCUUUAGCAGAGAGUAUGCACUCAGAAACGGCCCGAUUGUGCUGGAGAUGAUGACUUAUCGCUUUUAUGGACACAGUAUCAGCGAUCCUGGUCUUUCGUAUCGCAGUAGAGAAGAGAUUAAAACUAUGCAAACCGAGCAAGACCCAAUCAUGUUACUUACCAAACUCGUCAUAGAGAAAGGCCUUAUGACCGAAAAAGAAAUCGAAGACAUACGAACAUCAACUUAUAAAGAAGUCGAUGAGCAAGCGGAGCAAGCCAAGGCCGAUGCGUGGCCAGAAAUGUCGGAACUCGCGACCGACGUUUAUGCCAAACCAUUAGAAAAAGUUCGCGGUAAAUCCCCUUGGGAAUUACUCUGAAAGAAAGGCGACAUAAAGGGUUAUCAAUUAUUCUGUGAUUUCUUAUACUUUCGUAAGAUUUAAAUUACUCAUGUUUGAUAUGACUAUGUAUGUACUUAUUUUGCUAAUAAUAUUUCACGUGUAG
This is a messenger RNA of Acromyrmex echinatior (Panamanian leafcutter ant), 1477 nucleotides long. Its product is annotated as pyruvate dehydrogenase E1 component subunit alpha, mitochondrial. Gene Ontology annotation, molecular function: pyruvate dehydrogenase (acetyl-transferring) activity. NCBI's taxonomy places the organism in Eukaryota, Metazoa, Arthropoda, Insecta, Hymenoptera, Formicidae. Gene Ontology annotation, biological process: pyruvate decarboxylation to acetyl-CoA. Gene Ontology annotation, cellular component: intracellular membrane-bounded organelle. The record is from RefSeq and is a predicted model, not a curated record.